Molecule: messenger RNA, 2124 nt
Organism: Puntigrus tetrazona (Sumatra barb)
Lineage: Eukaryota; Metazoa; Chordata; Actinopteri; Cypriniformes; Cyprinidae
Gene: vrk3
Product: VRK serine/threonine kinase 3
Exons: 16
Coding region: 226-1755 (509 amino acids)
Biological process (GO): signal transduction; peptidyl-serine phosphorylation
Cellular component (GO): nucleus; cytoplasm
Molecular function (GO): ATP binding; protein serine/threonine kinase activity
Source: RefSeq, a predicted model, not a curated record
UAUGUGCCUCGUCACCUGCCGUAACACGUCAGCUGCAAGCGAUCACGUGACUGGUGCCAGUCACAGCGCUUCGGUCGGAACAGUUUGCAAAUGUAUGUAAAGGCUUGAUUCCGUAGGCACGCCUUUUUUUAAAUAUCGUUGGAAGCGCUUUUUUCCGGCCCUGGCUGUCAGAACAUUUCCAUUUCGAGGGAUAUUUCCACCAGCCUCAUCUAAUUCGCUGUCACAAUGCUGAACUUCUGUCCUCAGUGUGGCUCAAAGUUACAGCCUGGUUUCAGAUUCUGUCCGUCCUGUGGUGGGAAACUGCCAGAAGACCUACCAGAAGCUGCAGCUUCACAGCCACCCGAGCCGUGUUCAAACUCCCUGCUUUCAGCUGUGACCGCCAUGGAAGUCGAUUCUGCUGGAGACUCCUCACAAUCUGCGCUGAAUCGCCCAGCUUUGCGCUCAACGCUGCGGAAGACCUUGAGUAGCACAGCCACGGACUCUUUAGAUCAGAAGUCUUUGCCAUCAACUCGAAAGCGAAAAGCAUCCCCUCUCUUUAAAGAGGAAGAAGUGUCGCAGACGACUUCAGCUAUGAUAACUCAAACCCCAGAUAAGAAGUCACUGAAAUCUCCACGGAAAGGAAAGGUGUCCCCGCAGGUUAAAGUACAAGAAGAGGUGAAACAAACUUUUUCAGUUACACUUCAAACACCAGAUAAGACGUCAUCGGUGUCACCACGAAAACAAAAAGCUUCCCCCCUGGUUAAAGAUGAGGAGGUGAAGCCAACAACUUUGGUUAAUCGAAGCCCAUCCAAAUGCAAAGCCAGGAAGCGGGUAUGCGCUCUUGAGCCUGUCCCAGAGGGUACGGUGGUUUGUGACCAGUCCAGCAAAAAGUGGAAGCUGGUUGAACUUCUGUGGCAAACAGAAUUGGAUAUGACAUAUGCAGUCUGCCAGGCAAAUCAGCACGAAGACUCCAAGUACAUGUUGCGACUGGGGGCUAAAGAGGGACACAUGUUUAAUGAACAGAACUUCCAUCUGAGAGCAGCUAAACCUAUUUCAGUUGAGAAAUGGUUGAAAUUGCACAAAUUGGACUUCCUUGGGAUUCCAUCCUGUGUAGGGUUCGGACUUCAUGAAGCAUAUAGGUUUUUAGUUUUCCCUAGCAUGGGUCAAACUCUCCAGACGUUCAUUGAUGAAGGGAACGGUACUCUAUCUGAGAAAGCGGUGCUCCAGCUUGCACUGCGACUUUUGGAUGCACUGGAAUUCAUCCACGAGAAGGAAUAUGCCCAUGCAGACAUCCAUGCUGGAAAUAUUUACAUCAACACUGACGGUCACACAGAGGUUUUCUUGUCAGGCUUUGGUUAUGCCUUUAGGUUUUGUCCUGGUGGAAAGCAUGUGGAGUACAGACAGAGUAGUCGCACCGCAGACCAGGGUAACAUCAACUUUAUCAGCAUCGACUCUCACAAGGGAGCUGGCCCCUCUCGUCGUAGUGACCUGCAGUCUCUGGGUUACUGCAUGCUGCACUGGAUGACUGGCUCGCUGCCCUGGAGUCAGCUCUCUCAAUCAAGCUUUGCUGCAGAGAAGGAAAGAUAUGUUUCUGAUAUCGCUGGGCUUUUGAGUGGCCUUUACAAACAGAAGAAAGCUUCCGGUGCAUUACAAAAAUACCUGUCUAAUGUGAUGAGUCUGCAGUACACUGAGAAACCAGAUUACACAUUUCUGAAAGCAGGGCUUCAUGAGAGCUUACAGAAGAUGGGUGGGAGUUUGAAUGAAUCACUCAAUUAGCAGGUGAAACUGAUUUAAUGGUUUUAUUGAAUGUUUAAGAAAGCAUUUAUGGUUGUUUUUUAAAAUAAGCUUUUAUUGCCAUUUUUACAAUGACAUUGCUGUGUGCAUGUUUUCUUUAAUAGGCAGAGUUUUAAUCACUGUGAUUUGUUAUUAUUAUUAUUAUUAUUAUUAUUAAAAAUUAAACGAUGUUUAUUUGCCAGGCUAACCUUUUUAUAAUUUCUUCCCAUUACAUUUCUUGCCAUCAGUGAAAGUAAAGCUUUGUAUGUUGUAGGUUUUACACUUUGAGAAAGGGCAUGCUCGUGUUGUUAUAAAGGGUUUUUUGUUUUUUUGUAUUGUGACUUACUGAAAAUAAAAACCUGUACAAAUAUG